Molecule: messenger RNA, 1101 nt
Organism: Adineta steineri
Lineage: Eukaryota; Metazoa; Rotifera; Eurotatoria; Adinetida; Adinetidae
Source: the annotation of a GenBank genome assembly
AUGGGAGGCAAAGUAUCAUCAAUGUCACCAGCACCUUAUGAUUAUGAUCCAUUUACUUCAUUAAGACAAAAUCAAUUCUCAGAUGAAGAAUAUGAAAAUUUGUUUAGAUUUUUUGAUUCACAAAAGCGAGGAUUUUGGACUCGCGAAGAUUUUCGUCGUUUUAUUAGUGCAUUUUUUUCUAAUAAACAACGACCCUAUUUUAUGUUAAAUGAUAGAAUUGAAGAAUAUUUUCAAGAUACAGAUUUUAAUCAAGAUGAAAAAAUUGAUUAUAAUGAAUUUAUUCUAGCAUGGAAAACAACAAUUAAGCUAGCUGUAAGACCUAUUAGUGCACUUGUUAUAGUCGAUGUUCAAAAUGAUUUUAUUUCUGGUUCAUUAGCUCUUCAUUCCUGUCCUGCUAAUCAUCAAGGAGAAGAAGUUGUUCCUGUUAUUAAUCGAGUUAUUCGUAAUGUUAAUUUUGAUGUUGUUGCAUAUACAUACGAUUGGCAUCCAUUAAAUCAUAUAUCAUUUUAUGAAAAUCGACAUUUAAGAAAAGAAGCACCUGAAAGUCCAAUUAGAGCUGAUGAUGCACAUAUACUUGAUACUGUUCUAUUUGUUGGACCACCGAAUCUUACUUCAACAAUCGAACAAGUUCUUUGGCCAGCUCAUUGUAUACAGAAAACCCCUGGUGCAGAUUUACAUCCAGAUUUAAUUCGUAUUGAUAAUGCUAUACAUGUUUAUAAAGGAACAAAUCCUGAAAUCGAUUCCUAUUCAGCAUUUUGGGAUAAUAUGAAAUUAAGUAAAACAAGUCUUGAUGAUCAACUACGAGAACGUUUUGUAACUGAUGUUUAUGUUGUUGGUUUAGCAACAGAUGUCUGUGUUUCUGCAACAGCAAUGCAUGCUGUUGAAAAUAAUUAUCGAACUGUAUUAAUUGAAGAUGCAUGUCGAGGUGUGAAUGAACGUGAGAUUGAAGUUAAACGAGCAGAACUUGCUGAAAAUGGUUGUAUUUUUGUUGAUUCAGAUGUGGUACCCGGGAUGGUAGCCGGUGAUGAUCGUCGACCUGAAGUAGCACGUGGAACAUUUGUUGAAAAUCUUAAAACAAUUGGACGUUAUCAUCCACGUUGA